AUGAAAAGAAUAGCCCAAAGAUGUUUUUCCCCCAUUGUGUACGCCCUACUAUUGUUGUAUCAGAAGGAAGCCAACAGCUCAUACGUAGACGUAACUCUACUAAACGAUAACCUCUUCGAUGACAUGAUAAAAACGGAGCUGUCCUACAUGAGCAACCACUUAACAUUUAAUGACAAUAAUAAAUCAAACAGGAGAAAAAAACGAAAUGACCCAGCGGUGGAUGACCUGGUUUUGUUAACAAGUAUGUUAUCUCAAAUUAUUCCAUCCAAUUUUUCAAUUUACUCAUUAGACAUUCCAAACCAAACAGUAAGUAGCGCAAGCAACGAUGUAAAUAAUUUUUUAGAUUUCAUAAAUUUAUACGACUCUGAAAUAAACAACACAGUUACGAACCAUCUGAAUCAGACACAACCAGUAAAAGGCUGUGAAGAUGACAUAAAAAAUAACAACUGUGGUGAGGACGUACUAACAUGUAUUACUUUAAAAAAGGAUAAAUUGUCUGAUAGCUGUAAGAAGAGUCUGAGUAACUCCCUCCUGUACUCCUGCAUCGACGAUGUUAUGCUCUACUGCGCGGAUUAUUCGAAAUUUUCAAAGGUACACAAGUGCCUGAAAAAGAAUUUUUAUCACUUGCGUAAUAAGUGCCUUAACAUUUUAAGCUACUAUGAAAAUAUAAUGCACAAAUUGCACAAAAUUAAGAAUAAGCCCUACAAGAAUGAGGAGCAUUUGUUUUUAGAAAGAGAAAAGGGAGGAGUAACAGUCGGCAAUUCGAGCAGCGCCAAUGAUCAUGAUAAUAACAUCCCAGACGGAAAAUACAACCGGACCGUUAAUGACAGUCGAAAUGGGAAUGACGCGAAAUAUAACCUCUUAAACGAUAGUGAUUCUAAUCCUAAAUCUACCAUGGCUGAUAAUUUAAGAAAAGGAUAUGGUCAUUAUAUUUUUCCGUCCAUGGAUUAUAAUUAUCUGCUCGAUUUCAAUUCAAGAAGCAUUUCAUAUAAAUCCUUUUUGUACUUUUGUGUUUGCCUCCUCAUUUCUUUCCUUCUGUACAUAUUAAUUAUUUGUAUCAAGAAAUAUUACGUUACGGAUUCGAACAACUUUUUUGUAAAAGCUGAGAAGACCAAACAGGCACAGUUGUGA
Messenger RNA from Plasmodium coatneyi, 1131 nucleotides. RefSeq lists its product as uncharacterized. The transcript has a single exon. Lineage: Eukaryota; Apicomplexa; Aconoidasida; Haemosporida; Plasmodiidae. The coding region runs from base 1 to 1131 and encodes 376 amino acids. The record is from RefSeq and is a predicted model, not a curated record.